UGUUCAUCCUACAUCAGUCGUUUUCUAAUCGUUUAAAGAAGACAAACAUCAAGCGAGAUGAAGUGCCUGUCCGUAGUGAUCUUAGCUCUGGUCGUAAUCGCGGCCGAGAGCAAAGUUCUGCCAGCCAGCAAUGUCGAGUCCCAGCAGACUGAGACACAACCUCUCCAAUUGUCCGAUCAGAUCAGAGAGGCUCAAAAUCAGAUCGCCUCUCUGGGUGCUCAGCUUCAGGACCUGUUGCAUUUACCCAAUCAGGAAGAAAUUGCUAACACCAUAAAAGAACAAAGCAGCAAUUUGGCCAACAGCAUUCAAUCAUUCAUGAAGAACGUAACUGAUGAGAUCAAAACCAAAACCCCCGAGUUGGAAAAUCUCUGGGAGAACGUAAAGACCAAAUUGGCGGAUAUACCUAGCAACUUAAACGUCAAUCCCGAGACCACGGAACAAGUGAAUCAGCUGCAAGCUAAGUUCCAAGAGGGUCUUCAGACUCUUGUAAACGAGUCCGAGAACGUUGCUAAAGCUCUCAACAAAAACUCCGAAAAAAUGCAAGAUAGUAUAUCCAAGUUCACCAAGCAAGCGUUAGACAUCGUCGCGCAAGCUUCUCAGAACUUCAACAAUCAAUUGCAACAAUCCUCGUCUACAGCUCAACCAUGAAAUUAAAAAGAAGAAGGUACAAAAUCUCGCGUACAAAAUUAUUCGCAGUACAAGUGCACCGAACAACAACACACACAUACAAUAAUCAGCUAACAUAUUGUCAUACAUAUUGUAUCACACAUAAAUAGCCUUAAAAUAUAUAUAUAUAUAUAAUUUUAAAAAUCCUGAAAUUUAUGCGUAUAUAUCAUUCUUAUCCUGAAAUUUUUCUGACAUUUAAGUUGAAUGAUGAUAUUAUUUGAGUUAACAAUCUCUGCCGGCGCGCGAACGUGAGAACAAACCAACCAAUAAAAAUGUUUUCUUAAAUAAUCAUUGUUGUAUCAUAAUGUUUAUCAGCUUUUGCGCGAACAAGAUACAUAUUUGUCCGGAAAUUCUGCGGCAUACGAUUUUAUUGAUAUCGAGAAACAAAACUUCCGUGCUUACAACAGAUAAAAAAUAUCAAAAUAUAAAAUUUAAUAUCAUAUUUUUAGGGAGAGAGAGAGAGAGAGAGAGAGAGAGAGUUUCGUGUGUUUCGCGCGCGAGUUUUAUUCGAUUUGAUAUCUCAUUUUUUUAUGCUAACAAAGAUGAUAACAUUUAACCGCGAUCAAAUGUGCAAUUCAUCGAUAUGCAUAUAUCGAUGCACAUGUGCACGAGUUUAUGUAAUUUAAAAAAAAAAAAAAAAA
Molecule: messenger RNA, 1307 nt
Organism: Pseudomyrmex gracilis
Lineage: Eukaryota; Metazoa; Arthropoda; Insecta; Hymenoptera; Formicidae
Gene: A4
Exons: 2
Coding region: 58-648 (196 amino acids)
Biological process (GO): lipid transport
Cellular component (GO): extracellular region
Molecular function (GO): lipid binding
Source: RefSeq, a predicted model, not a curated record